This is a messenger RNA of Ixodes scapularis (black-legged tick), 855 nucleotides long. RefSeq lists its product as uncharacterized. The transcript has a single exon. The coding region runs from base 1 to 855 and encodes 284 amino acids. Lineage: Eukaryota; Metazoa; Arthropoda; Arachnida; Ixodida; Ixodidae. The record is from RefSeq and is a predicted model, not a curated record.
AUGCCGGCAACUACGCCGCCUGGCCCUACGAGUAGGGUCCCGUUCAGCUCCGUCCCCGCUCCGCCCUCCAACCCGCUGGCCUCCAGGCCCUCCGGCACCCCGGCGCCGGCAACCCAGGAGCUUGUCUCCGCACUCACGCUCGCCCUUAGGGCUGGCUUCCCGGAGACGCCUACUACCCGACGUGCUCGUAUCUCCGAGAUGGCUCAGCCCAUCCCCGGUACGACGACCGACGACGACGAGGAGGACCUCAUUUUCCGAGGAUACCAUUCCAGCCAGGACCCGGCCGGCUGGUACCGAGCCCACAUCCCCGACGACUCGGACCACAGCUCCGACAGCAGCGGUGACACCCCGCCCCGCUGGGACCGUCACUACCCGAGACACAUCCAUCCAACCCGCGCCCCCACCGGCAGCCGAGGGCAAAGACUCUUCACCACGCAUGACCCCCCGACUCGUCGGGACUUCCGCAACGCACUCCUUUACGUGGACCGAGCCAGCCGCCAGUCCCGCUUCUUUGGGACGCGAGACAUCGUCGAACUCCAGACCCUGGAACUGUUCUUCCAGGUCUGGGACUCCGACCCCCCCCCCCUCCGUGCAUCUGCCAAGCUCCGAGUCUUCGACAGAGUGCGCCUCCUUUAUCACGUUGCGCUCACAGGAUGGCAAGCCGCCCUCCAGGGGUACGCUGACCCCACGGCCUCCUACCUUUUGGGAGCCCCGCUCCCCGCUCCACAGGCCCCCCCUCCAGCAUCCGACCGGCCCUCCAGGCCAACUAACAGAGGAAGAGGCACCGUCAACCGUGGUGGCCGUCCACGACAGCCCGCCGCCCGCCCCCGCGACGUCCCAGACGCCGCCGAGUGA